Molecule: messenger RNA, 677 nt
Organism: Enhydra lutris kenyoni (northern sea otter)
Lineage: Eukaryota; Metazoa; Chordata; Mammalia; Carnivora; Mustelidae
Gene: PLAAT4
Product: retinoic acid receptor responder 3
Exons: 4
Coding region: 49-606 (185 amino acids)
Biological process (GO): N-acylphosphatidylethanolamine metabolic process
Cellular component (GO): cytoplasm
Molecular function (GO): A2-type glycerophospholipase activity; glycerophospholipid phospholipase A1 activity
Source: RefSeq, a predicted model, not a curated record
UGUUGCUAUAAAAGUGGGUCCACACCCAGCUGACUAGCAGACGCUACCAUGGCUGAGUUUGGUCAGGAACCCAAACCUGGAGACCUGAUUGAGAUUUUCCGCUUUGGCUACGAGCACUGGGCCAUUUAUGUGGGAAACGGUUAUGUGAUCCACCUGGCUCCUCCAAGUGAGUACCCAGGGGCCGGCUCCAGCAGCAUCUUCUCCGUUCUGAGCAGCAAGGCGGAGGUGAAAUGGGAGAGCCUGAAGGAUGUGGUGGGGGACUGCCGCUAUAGGGUCAACAACCUCUUGGACGACAAGUACAGACCACUACCUGUGAACCACAUCAUUUACUCUGCGAAGGCAAAGGUUGGUCAGGAGAUGGAAUACAGUCUUGUGUGGAAGAACUGUGAGCACUUUGUCACCAACCUGAGAUAUGGUGAGGCCGAGAGCAGGCAGGUCAGAGAUGCAGCUACGAUAAUUUCCGUCGGGGGAGCAGCCGUUGCAGCCCUUGCUGCCUUGGCAUUCAUGGCAUCACGAAACAGGAAGCAGAAGCAAAAAGUUGAAGGUCCUGACCCAUCGGCGGGGACGUUAUCCACUGAGCGGGUCUGGUUGUGCCAGAGGUUUUGAAGUUGGGUUUGUGGGUUUCAUUCUGUUUUAGAGUGAGGCUUAUUUUUACAGAAUAAAAUAAAGCCCAGCAA